UGAGGUGCUGUGUGUGUUUGGUAACCCUCAGCGAUAAGCCGUGUGUGGGUCUUUGCUAAUCCCUCCCCACCAGUGAGCACUGGGAGGGGGACUUAGGGACGUAGUGUGAGGGGCAUGGGGGCCCCGGGCAUCUGCACCUGCAGAUUGGGUGGGCUGUGAGGUGGCUGCACACCACUGCUGUGCGGCCUCAGCUAGACAGCUGUCUGGGGUCACCUGAGAGAGCCUUUCGGGGAGAAAGGGUGAGGGAGCAGCACUGGCCCCAGGGCCCUUAAGGCCUCGCAUGAGCUAUAUAGGGGCCACCUGUAGGGGCGCCACAGCUGCAGCAGCCUGAGCAGGAGCUGAGGGAUGGAGGAGGUCAUUGCCGGCCUGCAGCGGUUCACUUUUGCCUUUGAGGAGGAUGUGGAGAUGCAGAAGGGUGUGGGGCUCCUGCCUUUCCAGGGCAUGGACAAGUCAGGCUCAGCUGUGUGCACCUUCUUCACGAAAGGGCUCUGCGGGAAAGGUAAGCGCUGCCCCUUCCGGCAUGACAGCGGCGGCAGAACAGUGGUGUGCAAACACUGGCUGCGGGGGCUGUGCAAGAAGGGUGACCAAUGCCAUUUCCUGCACCAGUAUGACGUCGCCAGGAUGCCUGAGUGCUACUUCUACUCCAAGUUUGGUGACUGCAACAAUAAGGAGUGUUCCUUUCUUCAUGUGAAGCCAGCUUCCAAGACCCAGGACUGUCCUUGGUAUGAUCAAGGUUUCUGCAAGAACGGUCCCCUGUGCAAAUACCGCCACAUCCACAGGGUGAUGUGUAUCAACUACUUAGCUGGCUUCUGCCCUGAAGGACCCAAGUGCCAAUUUACACAACCCAUUUCCGACCUCUGUGAUCACGGCUUCAGGUGGGACUUUGCAGCUCACCAGCCCCAGGCUUUCCUUCUCCUUGGAAAACGUGUGGGUUUCUUCAAAAAAAGGGGACCCGGCUUUGGAUUCAUCUUCUGAGUCAGCACUAUCCUGGUUGUGCCCAGUCCCUACGGAGACACUUCUUCUAUUGAUGCCCAACACCCGUGAGAGCCUACCUCAGGGAUCAAAGAACUACAGCCUGACGGCCAAAUCCAGGCUGCGGCCUGUUUCUGUACAGCUGGAAAGCUAAGGCUGAUUUUUACAUUUUUAAUAGGUUGGGGUAAAAAACAAAAUAUUUCGUGAUGUGAAAAUUGUAUGAAAUUUAAACUUCAGUACUCAUAAACUGAUUUAUUGGAACGCAGCCACGCUCCUUCAUUUUACUUGUCGUCUCUGGCUGCUUUCACACCCCAAAGGCAGAGCUGAGUAGUUGAGAUGGACCCUGUGGCCUGCAAAGCCUAAAACAUUUAUAGUUUGGUCGUCUACAGAAAAAGUUUGCUGACCCCAGGUCUAGAUGGCUGAUGUUGGGCUGUCAUUUGUUGGAAAGGCCAAAAGAGAAGUGUGAACCUUGGGGGCAGCUACGGAGUUCUGAGAGGUGAGAUCAGUUAACUGGCAAGAAACCCAGCACCAGAGGCUGGGAUGGCAAUGGCAUGGAGGAGGGCGACCCCUGCUGGCCCCCAGCAGGGAAGCAUCCUCAAUGCCUAUGGGGAAUUUACGAGCCCACUUCGAACUUUCAUCAGAAGAUAUGCUUUGGGCAAUUAAAAGGAAAAGAAAGGCAUUUCCAAAUCUGGGUUAAGCGUGCCUGUGUGGCCUGUGCCCCCACCUCAGUGUAAAGAUGCCAGGUCUGUACGCGGCAAGUAUCUGCAGCAGGUGUUCCUGACUUGACUUUGUCAGCAGACUGUAAACAGGCCCUGGGAUUCAGCCCCUCCUGCUUCUGCGGUAGAGCCACCUCCCGAGUGGCCCUCCCUGACACAGUGCUUGCUUCUCCGGAUGAGGCCCCAACCUGCCCGCCUCCUGCCUGGGGCUCAGGGCUCUGCAGAAGGCCUUGUGCUACAGGGUGUGUGAAAGCGGAUAGGGCUGGGCUGCUGCUGCUGAGGGCCAGGAGGGGUGGCUCUGCCCAGCUAGCUGCAAGAAAACACGACACCCUCUCUACAACAGAUAGGAAAACUGUACUGCAGUUUAUAAGUUCUAGAGCAUGAAUUAGGGAGAAUAGGGGGAUACUGUAAGGCCCCUCGGUGGUGCGAACUGUCUGCUCUUGGCGACUAACUGAAAGGUUGGCGGUUCCCAACCUUUCUGCAGCGGUGCUGUAGAAGCGAGGCCUGGUGAUUUGCCUCUGUAAAGGUUAUAGACAAGGAAACCCUAGGGAGCUUAGUUCGCCUCUGUAACACAUGAGGUCACCAUGAGUUGCAAUCAACUCGAUGGCAAUGGGUUUGUUUUUUUUUUUU
Messenger RNA from Loxodonta africana (African savanna elephant), 2318 nucleotides. It is a transcript of the gene CPSF4L, whose product is annotated as cleavage and polyadenylation specific factor 4 like. The record is from RefSeq and is a predicted model, not a curated record. Gene Ontology annotation, molecular function: RNA binding; metal ion binding. The transcript has 6 exons. The coding region runs from base 346 to 975 and encodes 209 amino acids. Gene Ontology annotation, cellular component: mRNA cleavage and polyadenylation specificity factor complex. NCBI's taxonomy places the organism in Eukaryota, Metazoa, Chordata, Mammalia, Proboscidea, Elephantidae.